Messenger RNA from Telopea speciosissima, 1309 nucleotides. Its product is annotated as glutathionyl-hydroquinone reductase YqjG-like. The coding region runs from base 41 to 1108 and encodes 355 amino acids. The record is from RefSeq and is a predicted model, not a curated record. Gene Ontology annotation, cellular component: cytoplasm. Gene Ontology annotation, molecular function: glutathione transferase activity. NCBI's taxonomy places the organism in Eukaryota, Viridiplantae, Streptophyta, Magnoliopsida, Proteales, Proteaceae. The transcript is spliced from 6 exons.
GCUUGAGACUAGAGUGAUCCCUAAUCCCAAACCUUUUUAGAUGAUCUCUGCCAUCUCGAAAAAUCUCAUAGCUCUUGGUCCGGAGAAGACAAGCUCUUCCGUCAAAUCUUUUUCCCAGGGCACUAUUCGAAUGGCUCGUUCAGGGUUGGAUGAUAUAUUAGAAACUGGUGUUUUUAACCGUAGUCCAUCUACAUUCCGCAAUUUUAUCUCCAAGGAUCCAUCCUCUCCAUUUCCUGCUGAGUCUGGGAGAUACCAUCUGUACAUAUCAUAUGCUUGCCCCUGGGCAUCAAGGUGUAUUGCUUAUGUAAAUAUUAAGGGACUUCAGAAAGCCAUCAAUGUCACAUCGGUCCAACCCAAAUGGGGAAGAACGAAGGACACCGAUGAUCAUAUGGGAUGGGUCUUUCCUUCUUCAAGCACAGAAGUACCAGGCGCUGAACCCGAUCCAUUAAACGGGACGAAAAAUAUCAGAGAACUCUAUGAGCUUGCUAGUGCAAACUAUUCUGGAAAAUAUACUGUUCCUGUUUUAUGGGAUAAGAAAUUGAAAACAAUUGUGAACAACGAGAGUUCUGAGAUUCUCCGUAUGCUGAAUACUGAAUUCAAUGAAAUAGCAGAGAAUGCUAGUUUGGACCUUUAUCCUCCUCACUUACAAUCCCAAAUUGAUGAGAUUAAUGAAUGGGUAUAUGAUGGGAUAAACAAUGGUGUUUAUAAGUGUGGGUUUGCUACCAAGCAAGCAGCAUACGACGAGGCUGUGGUAAAAUUAUAUGAAGCAAUGGACAAAUGUGAGGAGAUACUCAGCAAGCAGCGUUAUUUAUGUGGGAAUACACUUACUGAAGCUGACAUUCGGUUGUUUGUCACUCUUAUAAGAUUUGAUGAGGUUUAUACUGUUCACUUCAAAUGCAACAAGAAGCAGCUACGUGAAUACCCAAAUCUGUUCAAUUACACCAAAGAUAUUUUUCAAAUUCCCGGCAUGAGUACCACUGUUAACAUGGAGCAUAUCAAGGGACACUACUAUGGAAGUCAUCCUACUAUUAACCUGUAUGGUAUAAUUCCUGUUGGUCCUAGUAUAGAUUAUACUACUCCACAUGAUCGAGACAGAUUCUCUUCUUAAAAGUAUAGUGUAUUUCUUUUUGUAAUUCUUUUGAGUGCAAAAGGUUUAUUUUCUUUGUUAUUUGCUACUUAAGACAGUAAGAAGAGGUCUUGACAUGCUGAAACUGUAAUAAACCUUGUCUUUGCUCUCUCAGUAAUGGUGGGAAGUAACCUUUCUAUCUACCAUUACACAGAGAUUGGUGAUUUCAUUUUUAACAGUUGA